GAGCCACCAGCUCAGGUUACUGCAGGGGACGUACUAUAAAGGCCUGAGCUCAGGGAGGAGCUCCCUCCAGGCUCUAUUUAGAGCCAGGUAGGGGAUCACAGCGGCCAGACACCUCAGCACUACCUGGCAGAACUGGAUUUCUCUCCCACCUGCGGCUUAAGCCUGACUGCCGGCCUGCCUGCCACAGCCAGACUCCACCACUCCGGUAGCCUCAUGGCUGCAACCUGUGAGAUUAGCAACAUUUUUAGCAACUACGUCAGUGCGAUGUACAGCUCAGAUGACUCCACCCUGGCCCCUGUUCCCCCUGCUGCCGCCUUUGGGGCCGAUGACUUGGUGCUGACCCUGAGCAACCCCCAGAUGUCAUUGGAGGGUACAGAGAAGACCAGCUGGUCGGGGGAACAGCCCCAGUUCUGGUCGAAGACACAGGUUCUGGACUGGAUCAGCUACCAAGUGGAGAAGAACAAGUACGACGCAAGCGCCAUUGACUUCUCACGGUGUGACAUGGACGGGGCCACCCUCUGCAAUUGUGCCCUUGAGGAGCUGCGUCUGGUCUUUGGGCCUCUGGGGGACCAACUCCAUGCCCAGCUACGAGACCUCACUUCCAGCUCUUCUGAUGAGCUCAGCUGGAUCAUUGAGCUGCUGGAGAAGGAUGGCAUGGCUUUCCAGGAGGCCCUAGACCCAGGGCCCUUUGACCAGGGCAGCCCCUUUGCCCAGGAGCUGCUGGACGACAGUCAGCAAGCCAGCCCCUACCACCCCGGCAGCUGUGGUGCAGGAGCCCCCUCCCCCGGCAGCUCUGACGUCUCCACCGCAGGGACUGGUGCUUCUCGGAGCUCCCACUCCUCAGACUCCGGUGGAAGUGACGUGGACCUGGAUCCCACGGACGGCAAGCUCUUCCCCAGAGAUGGCUUUCCUGACUGCAAGAAGGGGGAUCCCAAGCACGGGAAGCGGAAACGAGGCCGACCCCGAAAGCUGAGCAAAGAGUACUGGGACUGUCUCGAGGGCAAGAAGAGCAAGCACGCACCCAGAGGUACCCACCUGUGGGAGUUCAUCCGGGACAUCCUCAUCCACCCAGAGCUCAAUGAGGGCCUCAUGAAGUGGGAGAAUCGGCAUGAAGGCGUCUUCAAGUUCCUGCGCUCCGAGGCUGUGGCCCAACUGUGGGGCCAAAAGAAAAAGAACAGCAACAUGACCUAUGAGAAGCUGAGCCGGGCCAUGAGGUACUACUACAAACGGGAGAUCCUGGAACGGGUGGAUGGCCGGCGACUCGUCUACAAGUUUGGCAAAAACUCAAGUGGCUGGAAGGAGGAAGAGGUUCUCCAGAAUCGGAACUGAGGGUUGGAACUAUACCUGGGACCAAACUCACGACCACUCGAGGCCUGCAAACCUUCCUGGGAGGACAGGCAGGCCAGAUGGCCCCUCCACUGGGGAAUGCUCCCAGCUGUGCUGUGGAGAGAAGCUGAAGUUUUGGUGUAUUGUCAGCCAUCAUCCUGGGACUCGGAGACUAUGGCCUCGCCUACCCACCCUUCUCUUGGAAUUACAAGCCCUGGGGUUUGAAGCUGACUGUAUAGCUGCAGAUGUGUCUCCUUUAAUCUGGUGCCUCCUCAAACCCAGUCUCAGUAAAUACAGACAACACCUUCCUCCUGCAGACACCUGGACUGAGCCAAGGAGGCCUGGGGAGGCCCUAGGGGAGCACCGUAAUGGAGAGGACAGAGCAGGGGCUCCAGCACCUUCUUUCUAGACUGGCGUUCACCUCCCUGCUCAGUGCUUGGGCUCCACGGGCAGGGGUCAGAGCACUCCCUAAUUUAUGUGCUAUAAAUAUGUCAGAUGUACAUAGAGAUCUAUUUUUUCUAAAACAUUCCCCUCUCCCACUCCUCUCCCACAGAGUGCUGGACUGUUCCAGGCUCUCCAGUGGGCUGAUGCUGGAACCCUCAGGAUGGGACUCCCGGCUCCUUUCUCCUGUGAAUGGAGGCAGAGACCUCCAAUAAAGUGCCUUCUGGGCUUUUUCUAACCUU
This is a messenger RNA of Rhinopithecus roxellana (golden snub-nosed monkey), 2009 nucleotides long. RefSeq names its product E74 like ETS transcription factor 3 (gene ELF3). NCBI's taxonomy places the organism in Eukaryota, Metazoa, Chordata, Mammalia, Primates, Cercopithecidae. Gene Ontology annotation, molecular function: sequence-specific DNA binding; DNA-binding transcription factor activity, RNA polymerase II-specific. The record is from RefSeq and is a predicted model, not a curated record. Gene Ontology annotation, biological process: regulation of transcription by RNA polymerase II; cell differentiation. The transcript has 9 exons. The coding region runs from base 214 to 1329 and encodes 371 amino acids. Gene Ontology annotation, cellular component: nucleus.